This is a messenger RNA of Arthroderma uncinatum, 1353 nucleotides long. Its product is annotated as basic proline-rich protein. Gene Ontology annotation, molecular function: actin binding. The transcript has 2 exons. NCBI's taxonomy places the organism in Eukaryota, Fungi, Ascomycota, Eurotiomycetes, Onygenales, Arthrodermataceae. The record is from RefSeq and is a predicted model, not a curated record. Bases 1 to 1353 code for a protein of 450 amino acids.
AUGCCUCCUCCUCCGCCUCCUCCUCCGCCGCCGCCGCCUAUGCCAGGGCGGUCUGCCGGCGGUGGACCUCCCAGAGCCGCUCCGGCUUCUCUCCUUACAGACAUCUCCAAGGGCACUCGACUCAAGAAGACCGUUACAAAUGACAGAUCAGCACCUAUCGUUGGAAAGCCGUCCGGAGGCUCUGGAGGCCCUCCCCUCGCCGGUGCCCCUCCCGUUCCUGGCAUGGCACCCAAACCUCCAGGCGGCCUAGCUCCUCCAGUCCCUGGCGGUGCUGCAAACAGGCUUAGAAGCAAUAGUGAAGGCAAGGAACAUGCCGGAGGAGACGACGGUGUUUCCUCGGCUCCACAGCUAGGCGGACUCUUUGCUGGCGGGAUGCCGAAGCUGAAGAAGCGCGGUGGAAUCGAUACUGGCGCAACUUCGAACGCAACUUACCUGUCAGACUCGGAAGCGCAGAACAGUUCCAGGAUAUCACCCCCCACAGGAUCUGCUCCCAAACCUCCAACUCCAUCCAACAAGGCUCCUAGCUUUAGACCACCUCCUCCACCAUCUACAGAUGCUCCAACGCAGCCUCCUGUGAACCCGCUAGUAGCGAAUCUCCGCAAACCACCACCCCGGCCAGCUCAAAGGCCAUCAUCUUCAAUAUCACUACAGUCGUCGAAAGCUGCACCAGACGUACCACCGCCUCGCGCACCGCCUCCGGUUCCAGGUGCCAGCAGGCUCCCACCACCCCCGCCUGCUCCUCCAGCGUCGAGAAAGGUCUCAGCACCUCCCGCUCCUCCGCCCCCGCCACCGUCGUCCACAGCUUCUACUCAUCCACCACCCUCAGUACCGCCUCCUCCAACAUCUACGGCCCCAAGACCGCCGCCACUACCUCCAUCUGCAUCUCCCGGCGCAAAUGGAACUCAAGCAUCGUCGAUAGCAAUGCAGGCUGCGCGCAAUGCAUACGGAUCUCCUCACGCACCUCCUCCACCACCACCAUCUGCCCCAGCAUCCCAACCACCCCUUCCACCAACUUCGCCUCCUUCAUCAGCACGGACAUCCUCCCUUAUAUCAACUCCUCUUUCCUCGCGCCCUUCCUCAUUUUCAGAUAAUCAACACAGUGCUCCACACCACCAGCUCCCUGUCCGGUCGAUGCUUGAUCCCAGCUCUUAUACACUCACGAAUGGCGGCUCACUGCGGCACGGAGCCUCCAAAGGCUCCACUUCUAACACAAAGGUCCGGAUUGAAGACCCUCGAUUCAAGUUCCAAAAUGAAUCACAGUUCCCGAAACCGAGAGAGUUUACCGGCGGCCAGAGAAUGUAUAGGGCCGGACGAGGUAGCAGUGUUCCUUUAGAUUUAACGUCUUUGGGAUGA